AUGGGCUAUCCAGAGUGGCUCUCUUUUGGUUUCAUCGGCUUCGGCGCCGCUUCUGUUAUUAGUGGAACCUAUGUGAGUCUUGCUGGUGUGGUGAAGUUCUACCGAGUGUCUUAUGUUCUCACAACAACCAUCUUGAAAGUUGUGCCCAUCUUGCCCAAGAAUGUCAAGAACUACGAGAAUGCUGCCAACACAUUCAAUAUUUCGUGA
Messenger RNA from Perkinsus marinus ATCC 50983, 207 nucleotides. RefSeq lists its product as hypothetical. The record is from RefSeq and is a predicted model, not a curated record. Bases 1 to 207 code for a protein of 68 amino acids. The transcript is spliced from 2 exons. Lineage: Eukaryota; Perkinsozoa; Perkinsida; Perkinsidae.